CCUCCAUGACACGGAAACUAGCAGACCGUGGAGAGAUUGGUCAGAGUGUACAAAGUGCUGUUGUUUGAUCAAACACCCUCCCUGUCAUAGGACAUAGCAGCACACAUCAGAACAGAGACAUGAGCAAUACAUCUAAAGAUCUCCUGAUCAUCUAUGAGGCAGAGGCUGAGCAGUGGGCAUCCUACCUGCACUUCCAUCUGGUAGGCCCCAUUCCUGAGGCUGGCAUCUGUUGUUAUGAUAUUGCUUUGGUGACCAGUCACCGGGAUGACUUCCUGCGACUUGGUGGAUACAAAUGUAAGCUGCUUAUCCUGUCGCGUGGCAUGCUGGAGGGGCUAUGCCAGCUCCGGCGGUUCUUUCUGGCUCGUGUAUUGCGACCAGAGAAGAGUGUGGUGAUUCUCUUGUGUGGAGUAGAAAGCUUGGAUCCUCUGCUAGAGCUGGUUCCACUGAAGGGAGAGCAGUGUCUCCAAAUCUCCAGCGAGCAGGAGCCCCAGGACUAUCAACUGGCUGUGGCAGAGAUUGUACACAAAGGUGGACAGGCAGCAGCAGUGGAAGGAAUAUCAGUCCAGGAGCUGAAAAUACAGAAGAAACUGUCUAGUGGUCCUCUUGUCGCAAAUCACUCUUUACUGGUUCUACCCAGCCGUGUACCAUGUGAGAAUCCAAUGGAGAUCUUCAUUCUUCUGCAGGAGGCCAUGGCCAGCAAAGAUGCAGAGGUGGAGUUCAGUGGGAAUAAGCAGCGAGUGAGAGUGAAGCCUGUAAAUUGGAAUGAGAGCACACUGAAAGUGAAUGCACCUGAUUUUACUGCUGGACAUGUGAUUGUAACACUUUACAGUAAAGGCCUUGUGAAAGGCAGUGCCUGCUUACAAUACUACACCAUCAUGGAAGAUAUUGCCCACUUCCUUCAGCAGGCUGUUGAUCCUGUGAAGUUUAUGUGCCAGGCUUUUCAGGUGUCUUCCUUGGAGAAGCUGGAUCAAACUCUGGCUUCUUGUUUAAUGCUGAAAAUGCCAACAGGUGGUUUCCAGGGCCUGCAGUGUGAUCAGUCUCCUGCUGGAGAGUGUCAUUCAGAGGACAUUCCUACUCUCCUGCAUUUUGCGGCCCAGCAUGGGUUGCGAGAUCUGGCCAGUGCUUUGCUGCAGUGUCCUGGAUCCCGACAGGCCCUUAAGAUCCCCAACAGCCAUGGACACACACCACUGGAUCUUGCACACGUACAUGGACACAACCAGCUCUACAUUCUCCUACAAGAGUCCUUGACACUAGAUGACAAUGAUGGCAACACUGACACCAGUGUUUAUGAGUUGAUGGGAAGAGCAGAUAAUCUUUGGUUGGUUGAUCCUAAUGAGGAACACCAAAACAAUGAAGAUGAAAAUGUCUAUACUCCCCUGGGUAGAGAUGUGGAAGAGUAUGACACCAUCCUCACAUCCAGCAGCUCUGUAGUAAUAGUGAACCGCCCCCCUGCACCGACCCCUCGGCCUGACUCCCUUCCUACCCCAGAGGACAAGACUCCCUUCAUCGCACAAGUUUUCCAGAAGAAAAAGUCGCAAGGAGAUGCUGAAAUGUUGUACUCUUUUCCCACAAGACAGGCGAGGCAGAGGGACAGCAUCUCAACCACUUAUGACACCUUUGUGCCCAGUCAGCCACCAGGACUGGACGAGCUGAUAAAACUUCAGCAGGAGGUGAAGAUGGGCUCUCUGAGUAUAGAUGAUGCUUUGGAUCGAUUCAACGACUGGCAGAGGCUUCAGAAGGGAAUGGAUAGCAUCCAACAGGAGAAAAUACAGCAGCUGAGGGCUAGUAUCAUCAGCAACAGAGAGGAUGAUGAAAGUGUCUAUGAUAAAAUCAGCAUCAUUCAUCACACACCAACUGCAUCUGCAAAUGAGUGUCGUAGAGCGAGUCAGCAAGCGGACACUGAGUUCUACAGUAAACCUAUAAAAGGACAGAAUUCAAAUGUCUUCAGGAGGGCAGACAAACAGUAAGAUCAUCCUGAUUGUGGAAUCACUGAUCUGUGAAAGAAAUGCACUAAACAGGAACUGAUACAAUAUAGUGUACAUUGAUAUCAACAAUAUCGUGGCAAUUCAAUACUAUUUUACAUGCUAAUUGUGGCUAAUUUUUUUAUUUUUUUUAUUUUAAUGAUUCAUUUUGUACAUGUUCAUAUGAUCUGCUGAUGGUUAAGGUGUGAGGUUAGUGGUGGACCUUCAUGGUUACUUUUUUUCUAAAAAUCAUACAUUUUCAUACAAAUAACAUAUGAAUUCAUAUGAAAGUGCCUAAAAUAGUGAAGGAUGGUUAAUAUCCAGUGUAAGAGCAAUAAUAACUAAUUAUUCACUUUUAUUCAUAUUCCACUAGGGCAAUUCUUUAGAAUAGGGAAUACUAUUCACUAUUAGUUGCUUAUUAACAUGCAUAUUGCUAACAUAAUGUCUGUUUAUUAGUACUUACAAAGAACAUAUUAAUGCAUUAUUUUGCAUGACCAUAUUCUAGAUCCCUUAACCCUACUCCAUAUCUAAACAUAACUACCACAAACAACUACCUUACCUACUAUCAAUAAGCAUCAAAUUGGAAGUUUAUUGAGAGAAAACUCUUAGCUAAUAGUGAAUAAGUGUUCCCUAAUCUAAAGUGUUACCCCAACUAUUGAUUAUUUCAUUCUCCCAUUAUUUCUUCUGUUUAACUGACUGCUCAAGAUUUUGUUGUACAUUUUAUACAGAGAUCUUUUUGUAUCUUUCACUGCCACUUUUUAUCAAAAAAUCAUUUAGACAAUAUAUUGACAAUUUCUUUACAAUUUUGCCAAUAAAGAAAA
Messenger RNA from Cyprinus carpio (common carp), 2782 nucleotides. Its product is annotated as B-cell scaffold protein with ankyrin repeats-like. Lineage: Eukaryota; Metazoa; Chordata; Actinopteri; Cypriniformes; Cyprinidae. Gene Ontology annotation, molecular function: protein tyrosine kinase binding; signaling receptor binding. Gene Ontology annotation, biological process: negative regulation of phosphatidylinositol 3-kinase/protein kinase B signal transduction; negative regulation of B cell activation; B cell activation. The record is from RefSeq and is a predicted model, not a curated record.